AUGCCAUUUGGUCAGAUAGUAAUUGGCCCACCUGGAUCAGGUAAGUCAACAUACUGUAACGGGUGUAUUCAAUUUUAUGAUGCAAUAGGAAGACAUGCUAAAGUUAUUAAUAUGGACCCUGCCAAUCAUAAAUUGCCCUACAGAUGUGAUGUUGAUAUUAGAGAUUUCAUUACUUUAGAAGAGAUUAUGAAUGAACACCAUUUGGGGCCUAAUGGUGGACUUAUGUUUGCACUAGAAUCGGUAGAGAAAUCACUGUCGCUGUUUGCACUACAAAUUAAAGCGCUGAUAAAAGAAGAAAACCCAUACUUGGUUUUUGACUGCCCUGGACAAGUUGAAAUGUUCACUCAUAACUCUGCUCUUCCCCGUAUAUUCAAGAAUUUGGAGAAAGAACUCGAUUUGCGCCUCUGUGUUGUAAACCUAGUGGACUCCAUAUAUAUUACAUCUCCUUCACAAUAUAUUUCUGUGCUGCUUCUUGCACUAAGGUCGAUGCUAAUGAUGGAUUUGCCGCACAUAAAUGUAUUCUCAAAGAUAGAUAUGUUGAGCUCCUAUGGGGAGUUGCCUUUCCGACUAGACUACUACACAGAAGUACAAGAUUUGGAGUACCUGGAGCCAUUUGUCGAAGCUAAAGGCUCUAGUGCCCUUGAAAAGAGAUAUUCGAAGCUUACGAAGACUAUUAGCGAACUUGUAUCUGAUUUCAACCUUGUCUCCUUCGAGGUUCUAUGUGUUGAUGAUAAACAGAGCAUGAUAAACCUACAAAGCGUUAUAGAUAAGUCAAACGGCUAUAUUUUCGGUUCAUCUGAGGUUGGAGGAGAUACAGUAUGGGCAGAGGCUACUAGACAAGGUAUGGCGGUUGCAGACUAUGAUAUACAAGAUAGGUGGAUUGACAAUAAGGAAUUAUACGACCAAGAGGAGCAAAAAAAGAGAGAAGAGUUGAUAAAAGAACAAGAGCUGGGUGAUAAGGAAAUAGACGUAAAUGAAGAAGACUCAUGGGAAAGGGCUCUGAUGGAGUGGGACGAAAAGCAUUCCGUACCGUUCGCCAAGUAG
Molecule: messenger RNA, 1044 nt
Organism: Eremothecium sinecaudum
Lineage: Eukaryota; Fungi; Ascomycota; Saccharomycetes; Saccharomycetales; Saccharomycetaceae
Gene: GPN2
Product: GTPase GPN2
Exons: 1
Coding region: 1-1044 (347 amino acids)
Cellular component (GO): cytoplasm
Molecular function (GO): GTPase activity
Source: RefSeq, a predicted model, not a curated record